Molecule: messenger RNA, 2089 nt
Organism: Zophobas morio
Lineage: Eukaryota; Metazoa; Arthropoda; Insecta; Coleoptera; Tenebrionidae
Gene: Plekhm1
Product: sorting nexin-29
Exons: 7
Coding region: 1-1992 (663 amino acids)
Source: RefSeq, a predicted model, not a curated record
AUGAAUAAGUUGUUUAAAGGUGUAAACUCUUCAGUUACCAACAAAGACGGUUUAAUUAAAAAAUCGAUAACUACGCAGUUAUCAAAUAGUGUGAAAGCUAUUCAGUAUUGUGGAGUCGAAGAAAAUGGACUUAAUAAAGCGGAGGAUGUUACUGAAGCUUCAAACACGUUGUGUAUGACAAUAGAGGCCAUUUUUCUGCACGGAUUGAGGGAUUCGUUGAGUAGGAGGUUCAAACGGGCGAUUGCUGAUGUUGACGAACGACCAGAACCCAGCUUUUGGGCCCCUUUGCUUGUCAUUUCCCACCGGCAGAUCAUUGAUCAGAUCUUGCACCUCUCCCAAAUAAUGACCGAAGUUGGCCAAUGCCGCGCAUGGAUCCGUUUAGCCUUAAACGACUGCCUGCUUUCCUCUUACCUCAUGACGAUGCGCCGGGACCCUGGAGCUUUGAAAACCUUCUACCGCCCCACUGCAUACGUCCGAGACAGCGAGCUUUUGGACGUAGCUCAAAGGCUAAUCGAAGGAGUAGAGGCCUUCAAGUCCUUCACUUUACCAUGCAACUCCAGCCUUUUGAACACUUGGCAGUUGCCAAGUCUCUACCUGGCCGGUAUUUGGGCACCCACCCUGAAAGCCUGUCCCGUAGCCCCCUGCGACGACGUAGCUCAAAUGGUCGAAGAAAUCAAAGCCGUACCGGAAAGCAACUCGGAAACGUGUUCGUUAAGCUCGGCGAUGUCCAUAACGUCGCAGAAUUCAGGGUUGAGGCAAAUGGUGGCGCUCAAUGAAGAUGAAGCUUUGAAGAUAAUUCUGGCGAAGCAUAAAGAUACAGGCGUGGAUAAUAAAAAUUUGGAGAAAAGUGACGAAAUGAAGUCGUCGCUUUCCGAGAGUGAAGGGAGAAGUAGUGAUUCGGAAAAUGUUAAUUAUAACUUAGGGAAUUCGCUGAAUAGGAGAACAGGGUGGUCGUUUGAUGAGAGUCAGCCGGUUGAAGAGGUUGAAGAGUCGGCUUCGAAUGUCGAAGAAAUCGCGCCUCCAAAGAAAACGGAAUCUAAGUCAAUGGAAGGGAGUUUCAACGCGUUGAUUGAAAGUUAUAGUAUGUUAAGUGGGGCGUAUAUUAAAACACCAGAUUUGAGAGAAGUUUGGCAGAAGUUCGAAGAUCAUAAAAUUAACGAAACAGAUACACCAAAUAAUAAUAAUGUUGGACAAUCAGAGACUUUUGAAAGCGUUGAUUCUUUGUUGGUCAAAACUGCGAUACCAUUAGCAACACAAAUCGGUAAAAUUUGUAGGGAACGAGGUUUAGAUACACAAAAUUAUGAGUGCGCAGGCUGUAAACACCCUUUAGCAGUUACCACAAAACCUAGAGCAUGCGCAUUCACGGGUGAGUAUUUCUGUGAUUCUUGUAUGAGUGAAGAGGAGAUCCCAAUUCCCGCCCGAAUUAUCCACAAUUGGGACUUCAAACCCUACCCUGUGUCACAGAAGGCCUUCAAUUACAUAAACGAAGUCAAAGAUCACCCAACUAUAGACUUUAAAGUUCUAAAUCCUUACGUUUAUGGCGUCGUUGAAGAGAUGGCGCAACUUCAAAUCCUUAGAAACCAAUUAAAUUUCCUUCGAGCCUACUUAUAUACGUGCAGAGAGCCUAUAAUAGAACAAUUACAGAAGCAAAUGUGGCCACGUGAAUACAUGUACGAACACGUGCAUCAAUAUUCCAUUUCGGAUUUGGCAGAAGUAUCUAGUGGCGCUUUGGCCCAACAUUUACAGUCAGUAGUUACCUUCGGCAAAGACCACGUGGUGGGUUGUUGGCUGUGUAGUCAAAAGGGUUUCGUCUGUGAAGUUUGCAACAAACCCAAAGCAUUAUUUCCAUUUGAUGUCGAAAAUAUUUAUCGCUGUGAUGAUUGUAACGCCGUGUAUCAUAAAGGAUGCCUUAAUUCAUCUAAACCUUGUCCAAAGUGUAAAAGAAGAAAGGAGAGGGAAGACUUGCCCCUCCUUGGUGCUACAAUUGAGUGACUUCGUUUCGUUAUUUUAUCGUUUUUGGAGUGGUUGUCAUUGCUUGAAUGAUUGUUUUAACAAAUUUUUAACGAGUAUAAUUAAUUUUCCAUCACAA